CCUGCGGCCAUUUUGGAGAAGGGCGUGCGGAGCCUUGCGGGGCGUCGCAGGCUGGUGGGGGCCGAGCAACGGGUAGUGCAGGCGAGCAGUCUGGGCUAGGGCGCCGCGGCGGGGAGGCUCGCCUUUGCCGGCAUGCUCAGCGCCGUGAGCAAAAGCACUCGGUCCUGCCCCAGAUCAGUGGGCCAAAUGUGGAAGGAACACGGCCAGAAAGCACCCAAAGAGCAAGAGCCGCAGAGGAGAGCUGGCUCCUUCCUCUCCCGCCCCAGACUGGUUUUUCCCUAAUGCUGGAAACCCAACGUGAACGAAUCCCUCGGAAACGUUUCUAUAAUGAUUUAUGAGAACCAAAAGCAAAAGGAGGAUGGACUCAGGCAAGUUCUGGAGGAGAUGAAAGCUUUAUAUGAACAAAACCAGUCUGAUGUGAAUGAAGUAAAGUCGGGUGGACAAAGUGACUUGAUAUCAACCAUCAAGUUUCGACACUGUUCUUUGUUAAGAAAUCGACGCUGUGCUGUAGCAUACCUGUAUGACCGAUUGCUUCGGAUCAGAGCACUCAGGUGGGAGUAUGGCAGCGUCCUGCCCAAUGCCUUACGAUUUCACAUGUCUGCUGAAGAAAUGGAGUGGUUCAAUCAUUAUAAAAAAUCCCUUGCUAUCUAUAUGAAGUCACUGGGAGGAGAUGAAGGUUUGGAUAUCACACAGGAUAUGAAACCUCCGAAAAGCCUAUAUAUCGAGGUGCGGUGUCUAAAAGACUAUGGAGAAUUUGAAGUUGAUGAUGGUACUUCAGUCCUGUUAAAAAAAAAUAGUCAGCACUUUUUACCCCGGUGGAAGUGUGAGCAGCUGGUUAGACAGGGCAUUCUGGAGCAUGUGCUGUCCUGACCUUGUGCUGAGGCGCCACUAGGCUUCCCUGUGGUGUGAGGGGCAGCCACACAACGGAAUGUGCUACACGUCCAUCUCCACCCUCAUCUCUUUGAUUUUAAAGGUUCUUUACAGAAGUUCUUUAAGAUAACCAGGAGUAUCUGGCAAAGGAGUGGUUUGCUUUUCUUUUGUACAGGAUUCAUCCUCCUCUUUGUAAUAAACUAUUGUAAGCUAUGUCUAUAAUUACAAGAUUCCUACAGUUACUACAAUGUGGUUUUUUGACAAAAUUUUUUUAAUGGAAGUAAGCAUUUGUUAAUAUUUGAUUUUCUUUGUCCUCCCUGGUAAUGACUUUAUUUUUCCAGUGUACAUUUCCAGCCCAUGGUAUAGCAUACUGUCUUAUAGUACAAAUUCAAGGAAGGUAAUACCUUUCCUAAGUGAUAAAACUUCGGCAAAUUAAUAUAGUACUCUUUAAUAUAAUAAAAUUCUUUUUUGUUGU
Mustela erminea (ermine) is the source of this 1345-nucleotide messenger RNA. It is a transcript of the gene GINS1, whose product is annotated as GINS complex subunit 1. NCBI's taxonomy places the organism in Eukaryota, Metazoa, Chordata, Mammalia, Carnivora, Mustelidae. Gene Ontology annotation, cellular component: GINS complex. Bases 328 to 870 code for a protein of 180 amino acids. Gene Ontology annotation, biological process: DNA strand elongation involved in mitotic DNA replication; DNA replication. The record is from RefSeq and is a predicted model, not a curated record. The transcript has 7 exons.